GCUGUCUUCCUAUCUCUUCUUAGCGUUUGGAAGACUGCGAGUUGUCAUGACUCUGUCCUCCUCCAAUUAGCAAGCAACAAUCAUUAAUUCAUUCAUCCAUCCAUCCUCGCCGCGGACAAUCUACUCAAUCGAUCUUAAGGAGGCUGACGACCGGAGACGAUAACUCGCAGAUCUCUUCCUCCUAAUUCGCUCCUCACCAGAGACCAGAGAUUGAAGAUCAGCCAUGUUGGCUAGGAGAAUUCUCGGUUCCUGGACUCCCUUGCUUUCCAGGGGAAUGAAAUGCCGCUCCUUCGCCUCGCGCCCGGCUUCCUCUUUUCAGCAGCAAUGCUUCGACACGGCCAGGAGCGAUGAAGAGAGAACUGACAUCGACUGGGAUGCGCUCGGCUUCGGACUCGUACAAACUGAUUUUAUGUACGUAAUGAGAUGCACUCUGGAUCGAGAAUUCUCGACUGGAGCUCUUAACAAGUAUGGAAACAUCGAGCUAAGUCCGUCGUCGGGAGUUAUUAAUUACGGCCAGGGUCUGUUCGAAGGUAUGAAAGCGUACAGGAAGGAGGAGAAAGGCAAUGGCCUUCUGCUCUUCAGGCCAGAAGAGAAUGCCAUUCGCAUGCAGGUUGGGGCAGAGAGGAUGUGCAUGCCGUCCCCGUCCGUCGACCAAUUCAUUCAUGCCGUCAAACAGACAGUGCUGGCUAACAAAAGAUGGGUGCCUCCUCGAGGGAAAGGGGCUCUCUAUAUCAGGCCAUUGCUGAUUGGGAGUGGACCAGUUCUUGGUCUGGCUCCAGCACCAGAAUACAUGUUCGUAGUCUAUGCUUCGCCCGUGGGAACUUACUUUAAGGAGGGUUGGGCUCCGAUUCAUCUUGUUGUAGAGGAAAAAGUUCAUCGUGCCACUCCUGGUGGAACAGGGGGUGUGAAGACGAUCUCCAAUUAUGCCCCGGUCUUGAAGGCACAGAAACAAGCAAAGAGCCAAGGAUUCACCGAUGUUAUAUAUCUUGACUCUGUUGAGAACAAGUAUUUGGAGGAGGCAUCCUCAUGCAAUUUAUUUAUCGUAAAGGGAAAUGUGAUCUCGACGCCAGUGACAACGGGAACCAUUUUACCAGGGAUCACACGCAAAAGCAUCAUGGAGAUCGCGCGAGAUUAUGGCUAUCAGGUCGAGGAGAGGCUCGUUGCAGUAGAGGAACUGUGCGAUGCCGAUGAAGUAUUUUGCACAGGAACUGCUGUCGUUGUUGCUCCCGUAGGCAGCAUCACUUAUCGAGGUCAAAGGCUUCAGUUCCAAACGGGGGACACGAGUGUGAGCCGAAAGCUGCACAAAAUCCUCGUAGACAUUCAGAUGGGCCUCGCAAAGGACGAGAGAAAUUGGACAGUGGAAAUCUGAUCGAGGCCAUAAUUUUUUUUAUAUAUGCAGUUAUUUUUCAAUACAUGAAUGCUGAAAAUAGGCGCGGAUAGUGUAUUGGAAUGUGUUUUGAUUGAUGAAAUGAAAACCUAUAAACCCUUAAUGUGGAA
Zingiber officinale is the source of this 1497-nucleotide messenger RNA. RefSeq names its product branched-chain amino acid aminotransferase 2, chloroplastic-like. Gene Ontology annotation, biological process: branched-chain amino acid metabolic process. Bases 224 to 1369 code for a protein of 381 amino acids. The transcript is spliced from 9 exons. Gene Ontology annotation, molecular function: branched-chain-amino-acid:2-oxoglutarate transaminase activity. NCBI's taxonomy places the organism in Eukaryota, Viridiplantae, Streptophyta, Magnoliopsida, Zingiberales, Zingiberaceae. The record is from RefSeq and is a predicted model, not a curated record.